AUGAACACAACGAAGGAUCAAGACAAUCUCGUCGUGAAAUCGGGCGGUCUCCGCUCCCACGAAGCGCAAACACUUCGUUUCAUUGCAGCAAACACAACGAUCCCUGUACCCAAAGUUCAUGAUAUCCGCUGGGAAGAUGGCCAAGUCGUGGCUAUUGUGAUGGUCUACAUGCCUGGCAAGCGACUCGAUGAAGCAUGGGAUACUUUGGACUCCACGCAGAAGCUCUCCAUUGCCGACGAGCUUCAUUCCUACAUGAAUCAACUUCGUGACUUGAAGGGUGAUUAUAUCGGGGCUAUUGAUCGUGGCAAGGCUAUAAUUGGACAGAUUGCAUCCAUUGAAGGCGGUCCAUUCGAGUCGGAGCAGCAGUUCAACGAGUUUAUCCUGGGAGAUAUUGUCAAAUCAGCACCAGAUUUACUGCGACAUUAUGCCAAGUUUGCGCUUACGGAUAACCAUGAGAUUUGUUUUACUCAUGCUGAUUUCGCCCCGCGGAAUAUUCUUGUUGAAGGAGGCCGGGUCACAGCUAUCCUGGACUGGGAAUAUGCGGGCUGGUAUCCGGAACACUGGGAAUAUAUUCAGGCGCUUGGGCAACUGAAACCGAUGCCUGAGAAUAUCUGCCCCGUAUUCUUCCACCCCGAUAUGAGAGAGAAUACAUAG
This is a messenger RNA of Penicillium canariense, 654 nucleotides long. RefSeq names its product aminoglycoside phosphotransferase family protein. NCBI's taxonomy places the organism in Eukaryota, Fungi, Ascomycota, Eurotiomycetes, Eurotiales, Aspergillaceae. The transcript is spliced from 2 exons. The record is from RefSeq and is a predicted model, not a curated record. The coding region runs from base 1 to 654 and encodes 217 amino acids.